GAUAAAUGGCUGGAAAUUUCCACCUAGAAAAAGGGGGUCAGAAAAUGUUCAGACUUUUCCCUUUCCUUAGUAAAUAGAGAGGAAUCCUGCAAGUAAAACAAAAUGUGGACUUUCAUAUUGUCCUUGUCGUCCCUGGUUGUGUACGUUGUUGCACAGACCGCUGAACAACUGGCUGCAGUAGACACCACAAAAGCCGCUGUGCAACAGCAAAUUCUGGAUCUGGUCAACGAAUGUCGAAGAACUGUUCAGCCAACAGCGACCAACAUGUUGAAAGUGCAAUGGAAUGCAGAAGCUUCAAAAACUGCUGAAGCAUGGGCCAAACAGUGUCAAUUUGUACACAGCAAACAAGCUGACAAACAAAUAACAAAUUAUAUUUGUGGAGAGAACCUCUACAGCACUUCCUACGCCACAAACUGGAAAGAAGCUAUUGAAAAAUUUUGUAAUGAAAAAGUCAAUUUUACUUAUGGACAAGGAAAGGUGUCUGGAACUGUUGUUGAACACUACACUCAGCAAGUCUGGUAUAACUCCUAUUUGAUCGGUUGUUACGCUGCUUACUGUCCCAAUGGAAAAACAUACAAAUGGUUCUUUGUGUGUCAUCAAUGCCCAGAAGGAAAUCUUAACCAAAUUAUUAGGCCAUACACGUCUGGGACUACUUGUGGAGCCUGCCCCAAUAACUGUGAUAAUAAACUGUGCACGAAUUCUUGUAAUAUCGGCAAUACAUUUACCAACUGCAAUACCUAUAAGGGGAGAUGCGACGUUCAAGCAGUGAAAGAUGGAUGUAAAGGAAUGUGCCAAUGCCCGAAUGCCAUUAUAUAAAAAUCCACCUCCUUGUUUUCAGAAUGAUCAUGAAGAAAAAAAUAUAUAUUAUGAGAGGAACUAAAAUAAAAUAAUAUAUCUCUAUUGUGGAAAUUAA
Hyla sarda is the source of this 913-nucleotide messenger RNA. RefSeq names its product cysteine-rich secretory protein 3-like. The transcript has 8 exons. The coding region runs from base 103 to 816 and encodes 237 amino acids. Lineage: Eukaryota; Metazoa; Chordata; Amphibia; Anura; Hylidae. The record is from RefSeq and is a predicted model, not a curated record.